Scatophagus argus is the source of this 3933-nucleotide messenger RNA. RefSeq names its product SIM bHLH transcription factor 1a (gene sim1a). Gene Ontology annotation, molecular function: DNA-binding transcription factor activity, RNA polymerase II-specific; protein dimerization activity; RNA polymerase II transcription regulatory region sequence-specific DNA binding. NCBI's taxonomy places the organism in Eukaryota, Metazoa, Chordata, Actinopteri, Scatophagidae. The coding region runs from base 1176 to 3464 and encodes 762 amino acids. Gene Ontology annotation, biological process: regulation of transcription by RNA polymerase II. The record is from RefSeq and is a predicted model, not a curated record. The transcript is spliced from 12 exons.
UGUAUAUUCUAGCUGCGUCACUGAGGUCUUAAAUACAAAGCCUAAUAAAUAAAACAUCGAAUUCAUGCACAGGUCAGACAGGUCUCUGCCUCUACGGGAAAGUUCAGACAUGAUAUACGCCAAACUCCUUUGAAAAAUCUGCCAUUUCUUAGCAGCAAACAUCCUCACAUUUAUAGAUCAUGCCUUGAUUUUUUUUUAAGGUAAAUUAUUAAAAUAUGCUAGUAAAAUCAUCAAGCUUGUACCAAAUAUUAAUAUACUGCUUCCAAAGGCAGCACGUUUAGGUCCAUAUUUUAGCCAUGUGGGUUGUAGCAAUAACAAUUUUAUUUAAUUACAGAGAAUCAUGAAGUUAAGUAAUGCUAGGUUUACCAAUAUGUAGCCUAAACGAAAAGAGAAGCAUUCACACAUUAGCUUAAGGCUUUUUUUUUUUUUACUAAACAGGCCGACGUGUUUUUGCUGUUAAAACUGUUAAACAACAAGCCUCUUUAAAUUGACGUUUAAACUGACAUAUUUUUUAAGGAGUUUUGCAUACCGUUUUAUCCCAGAAAACAGCGAACGCGUUCGGGGGGAAUGUUUCCAUCCAGUUUGGGCCAGAGGUGAACAUUUCCACCCCGUUCGUCCUGUAGCACGUCGUUCCAAGGUGUAGCCAAUAGGGAGGUGAAGAUGCUCUCCAAUUGUCCAAUAGGAGCAGAGCUGCCUGUAAUGGGCGGGUCUUCGAGCCUGCAGCACCAGGAGACCCUGGAAGCGCUGCUAUCCAUAAAAUCACACAGGAUCGAAGAUUUGUCGAUGCUCAGGCUUUCUUUACAGAUUCUGCCCGGACGUUUCGAAGUCCAACAGGCGUCAGUUUAGCAAAACUGUCGGGAUAACUUCGCAGAGGGCCUAAUGUCUCCAGCGGUUCCACAGUUGUCCUUAUCGUCAGGUAUGAUGAAUCCAAGUGUGCGGCGAGAAGUCCAAUGGGCUGACCAAAACGCCGCUAUAAUCCUCUGAAAUCCGGGAACUAUCAGCGGAACACCUGGGAUCAUGGGAAUGUGUCCACGCGCCAGUGGAUUUUAGGGCAAAGUAACAAAGCUAAUUUCAUGUUCGGAAACUUUGCGGCUCUCUUACAAUGCUAUGAGACACCUGGACAAUAAGUGACUGAGUGGGGGGAAAAAAGUAGUCUGUGAAACAGAGAAGACAACAUGAAGGAAAAAUCUAAAAAUGCUGCCCGGACUCGACGGGAAAAGGAAAACAGUGAGUUUUAUGAACUGGCCAAACUGUUGCCGCUGCCCUCCGCCAUCACCUCACAACUGGAUAAAGCCUCCAUCAUCCGACUGACAACAAGCUACCUGAAAAUGAGAAUAGUCUUUCCGGAAGGCCUUGGGGAGUCCUGGGGUCAUGUGAGCCGCAGCACUUCUCUUGACGGAGUCAGCCAGGAGUUAGGCUCCCAUCUCUUACAGACAUUAGAUGGCUUCAUUUUUGUUGUUGCCCCUGAUGGGAAAAUCAUGUACAUAUCAGAAACAGCAUCUGUCCACUUGGGCCUGUCACAGGUAGAGUUGACGGGAAACAGCAUUUAUGAAUACAUCCAUCCAGCAGACCACGAUGAAAUGACAGCUGUCCUCACAGCACACCAGCCUUACCAUUCACACUUUGUUCAUGAAUAUGAAAUGGAACGCUCCUUCUUUCUGAGAAUGAAAUGUGUUCUCGCCAAAAGAAAUGCUGGGCUUACCUGUGGAGGCUACAAGGUGAUCCACUGCAGCGGCUACCUGAAGAUCCGUCAGUACAGCCUGGACAUGUCUCCAUUCGACGGCUGCUAUCAGAACGUAGGGCUGGUGGCUGUCGGUCAUUCGUUACCGCCCAGCGCUGUCACCGAGAUCAAACUGCACAGCAACAUGUUCAUGUUCAGGGCCAGCCUGGACAUGAAGCUCAUCUUCCUUGACUCACGGGUUGCAGAGCUCACCGGCUACGAGCCUCAGGAUCUAAUAGAGAAGACUCUCUAUCAUCAUGUCCACAGCUGCGAUUCCUUUCACCUGCGCUGUGCUCAUCACUUGUUGCUGGUGAAAGGUCAGGUCACAACUAAGUACUACCGUUUCUUGGCCAAGCCUGGUGGCUGGGUCUGGGUCCAGAGUUAUGCAACUAUUGUGCACAACAGCCGAUCAUCCCGUCCUCACUGCAUCGUCAGUGUCAACUAUGUGCUCACGGAGACAGAAUAUAAAGGCCUCCAGCUUUCUCUGGACCAGGCCACAUCCAAGGCCUCUUUCCCCUACAGCAGCAGCACCGCCAGCAACCUCACAGAGAACUGCAGAGCUCCCAAGAGCAGAGUAUCCCGGCCCAAGACCAAAGCUAGACUCUCGCCAUACACACAGUAUUCUAGUUUCCAGACGGAACGGUCAGAGUCUGACCACGACAGUCCAUGGGGUAGCAGCCCCCUCACCGACUCAGCCUCCCCUCAGCUGCUGGAGCACAGUGAAGGCCAUGAUGCCUCCUGUGUGUACAGGCAAUUCACAGAAUCUCGCACACUCUGCCAUAGCCUCUCUGAAGAGCAACAUCACACCACCAGCGAUGGUUAUGCGCACUCCCACGGUCAAGGUCAAAGUUGUGAGCGGGGUCGAUGUGAGGCGGGGAGAUAUUUUCUAGGAGCACCUAUGUCUGGCAGGGAUACAUGGUGGGGCACUGCAAGGUCCAUCCUACCACUGAGCAAGAGCUCCCUGGAGAACCACGAGGGAUAUGAAAGUAGCAUGCCACACAUCACAGCCAUCCACACCUACCAUGGCCGGAGCCACUGGGAUGAGGACAGCGUGGUCAGCUCUCCAGAUGGAGGCUCAGCCAGUGAUUCAGGAGAUCGGUAUCAAGCUGACCACUACCGCUGCAGCCCGCAAGAGCCCAGCAAGAUUGAGACACUGAUCCGAGCCACACAGCAGAUGAUCAAGGAAGAAGAAAAUCGACUUCAGCUGCGCAAGGGUCCUCCGGAUGUCCCAUUGGGGCCAGCCAAUGGACUGCCAAAGGGCCAUGGUCCAUGUUUCACUUCAGAGUAUACUCAAGGGGCCCUGCCACUACAGACUGUGGUGUGUCGAGGUUUGGGUCAGGUGGUCAGCCCUUCGCAUAGUCCUGCACCCUUGUCCAGGCUCAGCAGUCCAGGAUCUGAGCGCCUCCACAAGCCCAAAGACCACCUGCAGACAGACCUGUCCCCCCUCUCUUUACCAUUACACCACCCGUUUGGUCGGCCAGGCGCAUGCUCCACUUCCCCCACCCCAGCCCCAGCUCUUUACCCCUCUCACACCUAUCCGCGGCCCUACUUGGACAAGCAUACAGCCUACUCUCUGACAGGCUACACUCUGGAGCACCUCUAUGACCCAGAGAGCCUUCGGGGAUACUGCACCUCUGCCAGCACGGGCCCCACGCACUACGAUAUGACCCCUCACCUCCGUGUACCCCCAGAGCAAACCCCCGGACACAAAAGCACCUCUGUCAUUAUCACCAAUGGCAGCUAACACUCAUCACUCAUCUCACACAAUGGGACAGUAGUCACACGGCCCGAGCUGGUUAGCCCUGUUAGAACAUUAAGCCAUUGCCAUUCUGGAUCCUGUUAGCUUGUUUUUCCAUCAUACCAAAUCUGAUUUGCUGCUUCAUCAUAGAACUACACUGUAGCCUUAUUUCCACCCAUAUGUUAGUCUUAAGUCCUCAAAAUAACCUCUCAAUGCAUGUUCCUCUGAAUGGGUGCUACAUGAAUAUCUCAGGAGGGUACAACACGAUCACAUAAUUAUAGCAGUGCCUGUAAUUCAGGUAAACAGUGGUUGUUUGUUCUUUUAUUUGGGGAGGGGGCAGCUUUUCAUCCAAGACUGAUUUUUUUACUUUGAUGAACUCAUUUGUUUCCUUUGAAGAAGAAGAAGAAUCAGCUUUAUUGACAGUAUAUAUAUUUUUACAUACACACACUGAAUUCGUCUUCUGCAUUUAACCCAU